Messenger RNA from Parascedosporium putredinis, 246 nucleotides. The record is from the annotation of a GenBank genome assembly. Lineage: Eukaryota; Fungi; Ascomycota; Sordariomycetes; Microascales; Microascaceae.
AUGGUGCCCGGACGACCUGGUGGUUUCGUACCCUCGUACGUACACCAAAACGUCGCGAAUAACAAGUCAUGCACGGCCGACGCCCAAAGAGCCGCCGCCGAGACCCUCAAGUUUGAUCAGGCUCGCGCCGCCACUGCUGAGCGGCAGGACCGCCAACGAAGCAGCCAGGACCCAGGGGAUGCCGAGGCGGCAGAGAAGGACAAGGGGCCAAAUGGAGAUGAGCAGAAACCAAGACAGCUUCAGUAG